AUGGCUGAAGAAGGAAGACAAGAUCUUACUCCACAGGAAAAAGAACAAGAACGUCGUAAGAAACGACGUGAAUUGAGACAAAAAAAAAUCAUAGCUAAAGCUGGAGAUAGAUUGCAGCAGAUCACACAAACAUAUAGUUUGGAAGUACCACCGAAAAGCUCACCAGCAAAUAGCCAGCAGUCGUCUCCGACUUCUACCGAACCUCCUGCUAGACUCACCGAGAACUAUAAUGAUCUGAGUUCUUCUUACUCCACAGAUUUACGAGAGAAACCUGACGCACCAAAAGUCACAGUCUCCUCGCCUUCUACCUCAAAUGGUGAAACCACAUUCAGUUUUUCAUCUUCCCCCGACCGAAUAGGUAGCAGUAAUGACAGCAACUUCUCAACAAGACUCUCACAUCCAACACCGAUACAACAACCAUAUGUCAACACUACGCGAAGACGUUAUUCUACGCCCCCAUCACCCACCACCACUGGAACUACACCUCCAACCAGUGGAUUCGCAUCCUUUAAUCAGCCAACAGGAGAUGACAGCGACAUGGAUCAAGAAGACUAUUUUCGACAAAUGUUGGAGAAUUUUCGGGCUCGGAAUAACAGUACCGGCUCGCUAGCGUCAACAGUUGGAGGCAGUGUGACUGGUGAUAUGCCGUAUUACGUAUCUUCGUCAGUUGCUGAAGAACCGGAAACGGAAGAUCCAUCACAACAGUUAGAUCAAUUACCGUUCCCGUUCGCUAAUCUACCGCUGCAGUUUCUACCGCCAGGGUUCACGUUUCAAAUGACCGGUCAGGGACAGAGGGAGGUGGACGUCAAGAGCAAACUAUGGGAUUUAACACAUCUCUUGGUCAUGUGUGGGAUUGGGUUAUAUACCGUGAUGGAAGAAUUUUCCGUGGAAAAGGGAGCGUGGAGCAGGUUCGCGUCGUUGAAGAGAUCGGGUGAGAGUAUUGGAUAUUGG
Messenger RNA from Paraglomus occultum, 951 nucleotides. The record is from the annotation of a GenBank genome assembly. NCBI's taxonomy places the organism in Eukaryota, Fungi, Glomeromycota, Glomeromycetes, Paraglomerales, Paraglomeraceae.